AACGGCUGCUUUUUCAGCAGCACAAGGAGGAUCAAGACAGACCCGAAACUCAUAAACAUACAAAGAGUCCCAACCCUUUCAUCCGUGUCAUUGGCGACCAAACGACGAAUGUCAACCAUCCACGCACCCAGCAAAUCGCGAGUAACGCUCAAAGACAGCAAAUCGCUCUACGUCGAGCUCACAGGUACUGCCUCCGACCUAGCACCCGUCGUCUUCGUGCACGGGCUUGGUGGCAACUCGACAAACUGGGGUACGCUGAUCGACGUAUCCGGGCUCGCGAAGCAGCGCCUUGUGCUCGUGUUCGAUCUCGAGGGGCAUGGUUUAAGUCCACUACAGACAACCGAUAUCUCGAUUAAUGGGUACGCGGACAGCCUUGCGAGCGUCAUGGACAGCGCGGGGAUCCAAAGCGCUGUUAUCGUCGGGCACUCGAUGGGUGCGCUGAUCGCGGCGACGUUCGUGGUGAAGCACGCCAACAGAGUUGAAAAGCUAGUCCUCAUCGGCCCCGCCAUUAUCAGAUCCUUCACCGACGCCUCCACGAAAGCCAUCGAGGCUCGCGCCGAGAACGUGCGCAUGAACGGCAUGUCUGCGACAGCAGACGCCAUAUCCACCAUCGGCAUGUCCCGAAAAUCCCUCGCCGAGCGGCCCCUUGCGAAGGAGACAGUGCGCGCCUCUUUGCUUUCCGCCUCCUUGUCAGGGUACGCGCUUGCCUGUCUGGCUAUCACCAAGGCACGGGACCCGGACUACGCGCUAAUCGUUGCCCCGACGCUCAUUCUGGCUGGCGCGGAGGACAAGCCAUGCCCCGAGUCGACGGUCACGUUUCUCGGCGAUACAAUUCCCGGUGCGAAGGCGGUGACGCUGCAGGACGUGGGGCAUUGGCCUAUGAUAGAGGCCGUGGAGGCGACAGCGAAGGACUUAAAUGCGUUUAUUGCUUAAGCUACUAGUAGUAAGCGUGCGCGAUUAGAGAGAAGCCCGAUGUCCGACAUGAUCCUCUCAGCCUUUGUGUUAUCACAUUGGACAGUGCACGUCCGGUGGGCGGUUGGUGCGGAGGAUGUAAAGCAGAUCCUUCACUGGAGGAACUUUGACUCCCAUCAGAUGUACUUUAUAUACUUGGAUGCACCCCGCGGCUGCGCAUGUCGACCC
Coniophora puteana RWD-64-598 SS2 is the source of this 1140-nucleotide messenger RNA. Its product is annotated as alpha beta-hydrolase. The record is from RefSeq and is a predicted model, not a curated record. NCBI's taxonomy places the organism in Eukaryota, Fungi, Basidiomycota, Agaricomycetes, Boletales, Coniophoraceae. The coding region runs from base 109 to 933 and encodes 274 amino acids. The transcript is spliced from 5 exons.